AUGAGUUAUCCUAAUCAAAUCAACCGCAACAGUAUCGAUAACUCAUUGAACAGCGACACUAGAACAAUUACAAAUCAGAUUGAACAAUACCCUUCACUUUCGCAAACUCGCUCUCGCGGAGACUAUGGAGAAAUUAACGGUAAUGCUGUCGAUAUCAACAAUGCAAUUGAAGAAUACAAGUCUGUUGAACGUGAAUUGACUCGUCAAUCACUUGCAGCUUCUGCUAAAAAUAAAGAUGCUGAAAAGGCAGAAGCAUUUGAUUUAACUGAAUACCUUUCAGAUCAACAUUCUCAACUGACAGCUGCAGGCCUAAAGCCUAAAAAUAUGGGUGUCAUUUGGAAAAGCCUCUCCGUCUAUGGUCUUGGUGCUGAAGCUCGUUCCAUCUCUACCAACCUGUCUGUGAUUCUCGAUACAUUGCAAUUCUGGAAUUGGGGUCGCAAGAGGGGCACUGAUUUUACCAUCUUGAACAGCGUUGAUGGUUUUGUUAAAUCUGGAGAAAUGCUUUUGGUCCUUGGUCGUCCUGGUGCUGGCUGUUCUACUCUUCUUCGUGUACUUGCUAAUAUGCGUGCUGGCUAUACUGAUGUUGAUGGUGAAGUUACUUAUGGUAGUAUUGAUGCUAGGGAAUUCAGCAAAUACUUCAAGGGUGAAGUUUGCUACAAUGAAGAAGAAGAUAUACACUAUCCUACUUUGACCACAGAACAAACACUUCGCUUCGCUUUAAAAAACAAGACACCUAGCACACGUCUUCCUGGGGAAACAAAAAAUGACUUUGUUAAUGAAAUUCUAUACAUGCUUGGUAACAUGCUUGGUUUGACGAAGCAAAUGCACACUAAAGUCGGUAAUGCAUUUGUUCGUGGUCUUUCUGGUGGUGAGCGCAAGCGUCUUUCAAUUGCUGAACAGAUGACAACGCAUAGUUCUAUUAACUGUUGGGAUUGUUCUACUCGUGGUCUUGAUGCUUCUUCCGCACUUGAUUAUGUUCGUUCCCUUCGUAUUAUGACAGACAUUCAACACAAGACAACUAUUUCUACUUUAUACCAAGCUUCUGACAGUAUUUUUGAAUUAUUUGAUAAGAUCAUGGUUCUUGACGAAGGUCGUUGUAUUUACUUCGGUCCUACAUCUCAAGCCAAGCAAUAUUUUAUUGAUAUGGGUUUCCAUUGUCCUUCUCGUAAAUCUACGCCUGACUUUUUGACUGGUCUCUGUAACUUGAACGAACGAGAAGUUCAAGAAGGUUUUGAGGGUAAAAUUCCCUUAAAUUCUGUUCAAUUCGAAAAGGCAUACAAGGAAUCUAACAUGUACAAGCAAAUGAUGAAUGAACGUCAAGCAUAUGAAAGCGAGAUCUGUCAAGACAAACCAUUUGAAACUUUCAAGGAAGCUUUUGCACAAGCACACAGUUCUUCUUCUCUCUAUACUUAUUACCAACAAGUCAAGUCACUCACUGUUCGUCAAUACCAACUUAUUCAAGGUGACAAGAUGGCUUUGUUUGUUCGUUUUGCUGAUGUGAUCAUCAAGGGUCUUAUUACUGCUUCUGUCUUUUACAUGAUGCCUUUAGAUGGUGCUGGUGCCUUUUCUCGUGGUGGUGCUAUUCUCUUCAUUGUCUUGAUUAAUGCUUUUAUCUCACAAGGUGAAUUGCCCGUCUUUAUGGAAGGUCGAGGUAUCCUACAAAAACACAAAGGUUUUGCGAUGUAUCACCCUUCUGCAUUCUAUAUCGCUCAAGUCCUCAUUGAUAUUCCCUUGGUCAUCUUGCAAAGUGUUGUCUUUCUUGUUUCUGUCUACUUUAUGAUGGGUCUUGCACCUGAUGCAGGAAAGUUCUUUACCAUGUUAAUUAACUUGAUUUUCCUCAACUUAUGUACAAAUGGUUUCUUCCGUUUCUGGGGCGCCAUCAGUCCUAACUUUUAUAUUGCAUCUCAAAUAUCCAGUAUUCUCUUUAUUGCCCUUGUUAUCUACACCGGUUAUCAAAUUCCUUAUCCUCGUAUGCAUCCUUGGCUCAUGUGGAUUUAUUGGAUUGAUCCUUUGGCCUAUAGUUUCAAGGCUAUGAUUUCUUCAGAAAUGGCUGGUUCUGUCUAUUCUUGUGAAGGUACAAACUCAAUUCCUUAUGGCGCCUCUUACACUGAUCAAACUUAUCGUACCUGUAUCCUUCCUGGUGGUGAACCUGGCGACAGUUAUAUUCUUGGCGACACUUACUUGAAAUAUGUGUAUGACUAUGACACUUGGCAAAAAUGGAUCAACUUUGUUGCUGUUGUCUUGUUUUUCUUGCUUUUCACUGCACUUACUGCUCUUUCUAUGGAAUACAUUGAAUACAACCAAGGCGGUAGUAUCACCAAAGUAUACAAGAAGGGCUUUUCUCCUGAAGCUGAAUCUGAAGAAGAUCAAUUGAAGCAAGCAACAAGAGCUGAAGAGCAAGAAUUAGACAAUGUCACUGACGGUACUACUUUCUCAUGGCACCACAUCAACUACACUGUACCUGUUAAAGGUGGUACUCGUCAAUUACUAAAUGAUGUGAGCGGUAUUGUCAAGCCUGGCCAUUUAACUGCCCUAAUGGGUUCUUCUGGUGCUGGUAAAACUACACUCUUGGAUGUCUUAGCACAAAGAAAGACCAUUGGUAAAAUUGAUGGUGCUAUCUACAUGAACGGUGAAAACUUGGCAAACGACUUUGAACGCCUUACUGGUUAUUGUGAACAAAUGGAUGUCCAUAACCCUAAUGCUACUGUUCGUGAAGCCCUUCAGUUCUCUGCUUAUCUUCGUCAAUCUGCUGAUGUGCCCAAGGAAGAAAAAGAUGCGUAUGUUGAACAAAUCCUUGAUCUUUUGGAAAUGAAAAAGAUUGGCGAUGCUCUUAUUGGUGAUCUCUCAGCAGGUGCUGGUAUUUCUGUAGAAGAACGCAAGCGUCUCACGAUUGCUGUUGAACUUGUAGGUAAGCCUAAGCUUCUUUUCUUGGACGAACCUACUUCUGGCCUUGAUGCACAAAGUUCUUUCAACAUUGUCCGUUUCAUUCGUAAGCUUGCUGAUGCUGGUUGGCCUGUGCUCUGUACUAUUCACCAACCUUCCGCCACAUUGUUUGAACACUUUGAUCAUUUGAUUUUACUCAUGAGAGGUGGUCAAACUGCUUAUUUUGGUGAAAUUGGUAAAGACUCCCGUACUAUGAUCGAUUACUUUGAAUCCAACGAUGGUCCUAAAUGUUCCCCUGAAGCAAACCCUGCUGAAUACAUUUUAGAAUGUGUUGGUGCUGGUACUGCAAGCAAGACUACACAAGACUGGGCUGAGAUUUGGAGAAAUUCACCUCAAGCUAAGGCUCUUGAAGAAGAACUCGAUCAAAUUCACACUGGUUUAGAUCAUACUGUCAAGCGUCCUGUGAAGACCUAUGCUCAACCCUUCUGGAACCAAUUGAUGCUCAUUUACAAGCGUAUGAAUACCUCAUGGUGGCGCGCACCUUCUUACAACGUUGGUCGUUUGUUUAAUGUCAGUUUUAUUGGUCUUAUUGCUGGUUUUACUUUCUGGAAAGUUGGUAACACUUCAUUUGACAUGCAAAACCGUAUGUUUGGUAUCUUGGUCACUAUGUUUACCGGUAACUCAUACAUUAUCUUGAUUCAACCUCGUUACAUGGAAGAAAGAUUAUGGUUCCGUCGUGAAUAUGCCAGUAAAUACUAUAGUUGGCUUCCAUUUGCUCUAUCGUGUAUUCUAGUUGAAAUUCCGUACAUCAUUGCUUCUGCCGGCUUUUUCUUGGUUAUUUACUAUUGGACUGUUGGCUUACAAAACGUUUCUGAUCGUGCUGGUUUCUUCUUCCUUCAGUUUGUAGCUUACUUGUGUCACUCUGUUUCUUUUGGUUAUGCCAUUGCUGCUGCUUGUGAAUCUUCUGCUUUACCUGGUAUUGUGAACCCACUUUUCCUUACCAUCUUGUAUAACUUCACUGGUCUUUUCCAACCUCCUGCUUCUAUGCCUCGUUUCUGGAGCUCAUGGAUGUACUGGGCUGACCCUUACCAUUACUUUAUCGAAGGUCUUGUUACCAACGCACUUGAUGGUGUCAAAGUAGAAUGUGGUGACGCCGAUGUGAUUAAAAUUAGACCUCCUCCUGGCCAAACUUGUAGUCAAUACAUGUCUAACUUCUUUGCUGAUGGUGGUCUUGGCUAUAUUACUAAUCCAGACAGCAUUGAACUUUGUAAUUACUGUCAAUAUUCUAUUGGUAAUGACUAUUAUGAAACUAGAAUUGGAUGGUCUUUUGCAAACAGAUGGCGCAACUUUGGUAUUCUUUGGAUCUUUACUGCAUUCAAUAUUGCAGUCUUUGUCGUGUUUGCCUAUCUUUUGAGAAAGCAAAAACGAUAA
Molecule: messenger RNA, 4314 nt
Organism: Gilbertella persicaria
Lineage: Eukaryota; Fungi; Mucoromycota; Mucoromycetes; Mucorales; Choanephoraceae
Product: ABC-2 type transporter-domain-containing protein
Exons: 2
Coding region: 1-4314 (1437 amino acids)
Biological process (GO): transmembrane transport
Cellular component (GO): membrane
Molecular function (GO): ATP hydrolysis activity; ATP binding; ABC-type transporter activity
Source: RefSeq, a predicted model, not a curated record